Molecule: messenger RNA, 920 nt
Organism: Frieseomelitta varia
Lineage: Eukaryota; Metazoa; Arthropoda; Insecta; Hymenoptera; Apidae
Gene: RhoGDI
Product: rho GDP-dissociation inhibitor 2
Exons: 5
Coding region: 155-772 (205 amino acids)
Biological process (GO): Rho protein signal transduction
Cellular component (GO): membrane; cytoplasm; cytosol
Molecular function (GO): protein binding; Rho GDP-dissociation inhibitor activity
Source: RefSeq, a predicted model, not a curated record
ACCCGCCCUUUUAUAGACGCCAUAUUGUCCAUGUCUUCCGCUUUCAGAAAGCGAAUCAUAAAGGGGUGGCAAACAGGAUUAAGAAAUUGCCAAUAAUUUCGUGAAAGUUUUCAUUUUUUCAAGCUUUAUCUUAUUAUUUUGUAAUUCUGUAAACAUGUCAGAACUUAAUACUGAUCACGUUGACUCUGUAGAAGAAGAAUUAGAAGUGGAAUCUAACUACAAACCUCCACCAGAAAAAACAAUAGAACAAAUUCUAGAAACAGAUAAAGAAGAUGAAAGUUUACGCAAAUAUAAAGAAACGCUUUUGGGAGAGGCAAAGUCUGGAGGCAUCGUUGUAGAUCCAAAUGAUCCCAGGAAAGUAAUAGUAAAAAAAUUAGCGCUUUGUGUAGCUGAUCGACCAGAUAUGGAAUUAGAUUUAACGGGUGACCUCUCUCAGUUAAAGAAACAAACAUUCGUAAUCAAAGAAGGUGUUAGCUACAGAAUCAGGAUUGAUUUCAUUGUUCAACGUGAAAUUGUGCAUGGUCUAAAAUAUGUUCAAAAAACUUAUCGUCUUGGUGUACCAGGUGUCACAGUGGACAAGAUGAUGCAUAUGGUGGGUUCUUAUCCUCCAAAAACAGAAAUUCAAUCAUACACAACACCAACGGAAGAUGCACCAGCUGGAGUAAUGGCACGUGGUUCUUAUAGUGUAAGCUCUUUGUUUACUGAUGAUGAUAAACACGAACAUCUAAAGUGGGAAUGGUCAUUUGAAAUUAAGAAAGACUGGAAAGAGUAAGCUCCCCUUUAUAAUGGGAAGUCUUACAAUGAUUGCAAUUAAAAUAAGAAUGCCAAAAGGGACUCUAAUUUUUAUAGAUAUUCAGUCAUACUGCGAUGCCAUAAUUGUAUUUUUUAAGUAAUAAGAGAAAGAGUAACAUUGAUAUUUA